AUGCGCAACUUUAUUUUUACCAAAGCUCAAUUACUCUCCUUACGCAGUCUUGGGCCCUCCUUCAUUAACAUUCGUAUAUUCCCCAAACUAUCCUUUAGAACCCUUCAACAGCCUCGCCAUCAUGGCGGCCACCAAGUUUUAGAUCCCAUUGUCCGACAAGAAGCUCUCCAAUGGCGCUGGAUUUGCCCCCUCAUUUUGGUCGCCUGUCAUUCACCACUAUUACCGACAUACACCACUCCAAGUACUUCAGCCCUUCAAUACACCUUGCAACAGUAUUUCAACUCUACCACUUUCUCUGAUUACUUUUACUACUUACUCUUUCCCGCCGCUGGGCAAGCCAUCUGGCUCCAACAUCGACCCAGCCCAACCCAAGCUUUCCUUAACACACUCACCAACGUCAUUACCGCCAUGGAUCGAAUACCUUGCUCUUUCACAACCUGUCACUUAGAUUCCCAUACACGUCUAUCCUUACCUUUCCUUGAAAUUAUCUUGUAUACCCUCCCUUCUACUCAUCCCCAUUUCUCUUCUUUCACAGCUCCAGAUCACCUGUUUAACCGACAUCCCGGUGUCCAGGAACUGCUUGCAAUAAUAGAUGUGCUCACAUACGACGCUGUUGACUUACAGGUGAUCCGUGUUGGAAAGUGGUCUGUCUUCGAGCUUGCCUGCUACCUUCGAGCCUCUCGUCGCGUUGCGACUUCUCCCAUUAUUUGUCCCUUCAUUCGACGUCUACUCAAACCGGCUAUUCCUCCACCUCCACGAGUGCCGCUCAUAGUAUACAAUACCAUAAACACCUGGUUAUCACCAACAUCUCCAGCAUCAACGUUUGGCUACUCUCAUCAUCUCAAUAGUGCACCUUUUGGAAAUCAACCAUCCCCCUUCAAUCUUAUACUGUAUGAUAUUGCCUCAUACAUCGCAAAAUCUCAUCCAGAGCUACCCUCCAUCAUAUCAUUCCUACCAUUCACCCCUCCCCUGCAUGUCCACUAUGCUCUACCCAAUGCGAGGAGAAUCUUCAACACUUCUUCUUUACUUGCCCUCUGA
This is a messenger RNA of Mucor velutinosus, 1038 nucleotides long. RefSeq lists its product as uncharacterized. The record is from RefSeq and is a predicted model, not a curated record. NCBI's taxonomy places the organism in Eukaryota, Fungi, Mucoromycota, Mucoromycetes, Mucorales, Mucoraceae. The transcript has a single exon. Bases 1 to 1038 code for a protein of 345 amino acids.